Messenger RNA from Rotaria socialis, 366 nucleotides. The record is from the annotation of a GenBank genome assembly. NCBI's taxonomy places the organism in Eukaryota, Metazoa, Rotifera, Eurotatoria, Philodinida, Philodinidae.
AUGUAUGGUGAUCAAAAUAAACAUCCUUGUCUCACCUUUAUUAUUGUCCAGAAAGAUCAUAACACACGAUUUUUCAUCGAAUAUUCAAAUAAUCGAAAUCGUUCAAGAAACGGAAGACCUCCUCCGAAGUAUGUCAACAUGUCAAUCGGUGCUGUCAUCGAUACAACAAUUGUUCAUCCUAAUAAUACAAAUUUUUAUUUAAAUUCACAUAAUGCUCAUCAAAGUGUCAAUCAACCAUCGCAUUAUCAUGUUCUUUUAAAUGAAAUUGAAUUGACAACUGAUGAAUUGCAAUUGUUAACAUUUCAUUUAUAUUUUGCCGAUUCAAGAUCAUCAGCUGCUGAAGCUGUUCCAUCGGUGGUUCAUUAG